This is a messenger RNA of Arabidopsis thaliana (thale cress), 984 nucleotides long. RefSeq names its product alpha/beta-Hydrolases superfamily protein. Bases 1 to 984 code for a protein of 327 amino acids. NCBI's taxonomy places the organism in Eukaryota, Viridiplantae, Streptophyta, Magnoliopsida, Brassicales, Brassicaceae. The record is from RefSeq and is marked reviewed. The transcript has a single exon.
AUGGGACUCCAUCCAGUCUCAGAGGCCAACGCCUCAAGCCCCUUUGGUUCCCUCUCUGCGGCUGAAUUCUACUCCCGCCACUCCGUCACCCACUCCUCCGCUUACGUCACCAACCCCACCGGUCUCAAACUCUUUACCCAAUGGUGGACUCCACUCAACCGUCCACCACUCGGCCUCAUUGCUGUUGUCCACGGCUUCACCGGCGAAUCCAGCUGGUUCCUCCAACUAACAUCAGUCCUCUUCGCAAAAUCCGGAUACCUCACUUGCGCCAUCGACCACCAAGGCCACGGCUUCUCAGACGGUUUGACCGCUCACAUCCCAAACAUCAACCUCAUUGUUGACGACUGCAUUUCCUUCUUUGACGACUUCCGUAAACGUCACGCUUCCUCCUUUCUCCCGGCCUUCCUCUACUCUGAAUCCCUUGGUGGCGCAAUCGCUCUGUACAUUACUCUCCGCCAGAAACACCAAUGGAACGGUCUUAUCCUCAGCGGUGCAAUGUGCUCCAUCAGUCACAAAUUUAAACCUCCAUGGCCGUUACAACACCUCUUAACCCUAGCUGCUACUCUCAUCCCCACCUGGCGCGUCGUCCCAACUCGCGGCUCCAUCGCCGGCGUCUCUUUCAAGGAGCCAUGGAAACGGAAACUCGCCUAUGCUAACCCAAACAGAACCGUCGGUAAACCACGAGCAGCCACGGCCUAUGAGCUCGUACGAGUCUGCGAGGAUCUUCAAAACAGGUUUGAAGAAGUUGAAGUCCCGUUGAUGAUUGUGCACGGUAGAGACGACGUCGUCUGCGAUCCAGCCUCCGUCGAAGAGCUUUACCGGAGAUGCAGUAGCAGAGACAAGACGAUAAAGAUUUAUCCAGGGAUGUGGCAUCAGCUGAUUGGAGAGUCAGAGGAGAACGUCGACUUGGUGUUCGGUGAUGUUUUGGAUUGGAUUAAGACACGAUCUGAAAUCUCCACCAUUCAUGGUGGUACCAAAGCUUAA